Centruroides sculpturatus (bark scorpion) is the source of this 677-nucleotide messenger RNA. RefSeq lists its product as uncharacterized. The transcript is spliced from 4 exons. The record is from RefSeq and is a predicted model, not a curated record. Bases 48 to 677 code for a protein of 209 amino acids. Lineage: Eukaryota; Metazoa; Arthropoda; Arachnida; Scorpiones; Buthidae.
UCACGUUCGACAUUUGUUGUUUAGAACGAGUGAAAGAAAACACGAUCAUGACUCUGACUCUUAAGUUAAUUAUUAUUUGCUUGUUUUUAUUUACUCAAACUUUCUCAAUGUCUGAAAUACAGUCAGAAGGAACAAUAGAAAAUGACGAAGAAUUGAAAAAAAUGUGGUCAAACACUUUAGAAAAUCUGAAAUUUAUUACAAAAGUUAUAGUGAAAUUCAUACAACCCAGAAUAAAAAGAAUAGCCAAAGAAAUAAAUAUUACUCAAGAAUGUAAAGAAUCUUUUAAACAGUUUCUAUAUGGUCUACAAAAUAAUAAAAUUUGGGCUUUUAAAAUGUUUGAUUCGUGGGGUAAACUACCAGUAGGACAUUUUGGUGGAACUUUAACAGAUUUUGGAUCUUAUUAUCAAUGCAAACAUCUUGUUGAUGAUGUAAAGAAGACUUUUAACACAGACUGGAAGAACUUUUCUCCUCGUUAUUGCAUUCUCGAUUAUCGUUUACCUCCCCCUUCAGUAGGAAAGGAUAUUUCAUCUUACGACACAGUUCCCGAUUUUCUUAAUAUUACCGACAAAGAUUCUGUACAGAAUAAUUUAGUCAGUUACGCUCACGUUUAUCUUCAACACGCUAUUAGAGUCGGAAUAUGUGUUCCCUCUUCCUGUACAUUUUUAUCUCGAGUUUAA